AUGUCUGCGAAGCUGGGCGAGCUGAUCGCAGAAGCGGGAUAUGCUGAGAUGUAUGGAGUAGAGCUGUCUGCCCCUGCUGAAGAAGGAAAACCCGCACCCUUCAGCACCCUCCUCAUCCUUCAAAAGUUCCUCCGCGCAAACCAAGGCCAAGUCAACAAAGCAAGCGAACAAUUGUUAGGAGCACUGAAAUGGCGCAAAGAGUUCAAGCCGCUGCAAGUCAUGAAGCAAGUGUUUGACAAGACGAAAUUCCAAGGCUUGGGAUACGUGACGCACCUCAAGAAUGUACCCGGCAGUCCCAACGACGAGGACAUAGCAACCUUCAACGUCUACGGCGCAGUAAAAGAUACGAAAAAGACAUUUGGCGAUCUAGACGAAUUCAUCCGCUGGCGCGUAGCCCUGAUGGAGUUGACAAUCUCCUCCCUCUCCCUCUCGACAACCUCCACUCCAAUCCCCGACUACACCAAAGGCCCCGACCCCCACCUCGCCUUCCAAAUCCACGACUACCUGCGCGUCUCCUUCCUCCGCCAACCGCCAGAAGUAAAAGCCGCCUCCCAAGCAGCCAUAAAGCUCUUCACCGCCCACUACCCAGAAACUUUAAGCGUCAAAUACUUUGUCAAUGUACCGUUGGUCAUGCAAUGGAUGUUUGGAGCCAUGCAGGUGUUUAUGGCUAAAGAGACGGUGGCCAAGAUGCAGUGGAUGAGCUAUGGCGAGGAGUUGCACAAGUAUCUUGGUGAUGGGGUGGGGAAGGCGUAUGGUGGUCAGGGGCCUGAGUUGGAGGAAAACAGCGUCACGCCAUCGUAUGAGCAGCAGCGCUCUGGAGAUGCUGUUGCUGAUGCUGCUGCUGCCAAGGAGAUGGCUAUUUGA
Aureobasidium namibiae CBS 147.97 is the source of this 864-nucleotide messenger RNA. RefSeq names its product CRAL/TRIO domain-containing protein. Bases 1 to 864 code for a protein of 287 amino acids. Lineage: Eukaryota; Fungi; Ascomycota; Dothideomycetes; Dothideales; Saccotheciaceae. The transcript is spliced from 3 exons. Gene Ontology annotation, molecular function: phosphatidylinositol transfer activity. Gene Ontology annotation, biological process: Golgi to plasma membrane protein transport; regulation of exocytosis. The record is from RefSeq and is a predicted model, not a curated record. Gene Ontology annotation, cellular component: plasma membrane; cytosol; cortical endoplasmic reticulum.